GCUCUACAAGGUCCCCACCAGGAACUUCUCUCCGCUGGCAUCUCCCACGAUGGCGAACUCGGCUGACUUUGUGGACGUGUGUCUGAGGAGGGGCAGAGUGCCCGGUUGGAUGGGAAUGCAACAGCUUUGAAAGUUUACAGACCAGCCUUGGACAUGAGCGAUUCUACCCUCGACGUGGCGUCAGCGAACGACUCGGAAGAGACAUCCUCAGCGGUGGCGCCCCCUGGAAAUGGAGGGACACCCCCCCUCGGCAUCAUCACGGAAGGUGUCAGCGAGCUGGCGGUCAUCGACUCCGAGGUGGCCAAGAAGGCCUGCCAGGAGGUCCUGGAAAAGGUCAAGCUGAUGCACUGCAUCUCCGAGGAUGGCUGUGUCAAGCCGAAGGACGGCGACGGGACGGCGUGCGCUCACCGGCCCAGCCUGGCGUUCCCGAACGGCAGCGUGGGGGAGUGCUGCGAGAUCAAGUGCCUGGACGACCCGCCUGGCAAGAUCCAGGAGGAGGACGAGCACCUCUUCAACACGGUGAAGAGCGCCCGGCGGCGCCAGAAGAACAACUCGGCCAAGCAGUCCUGGCUGCUGCGGCUCUUCGAGUCGAAGCUCUUCGACAUCUCCAUGGCCAUCUCGUACCUGUACAACUCAAAGGAGCCUGGGGUGCAGGCCUACAUCGGCAACCGGCUGUUCUGCUUCCGCAACGAGGACGUCGACUUCUACCUUCCCCAGCUGCUGAACAUGUACAUCCACAUGGAUGAGGAUGUGGGGGACGCCAUCAAGCCGUACAUAGUCCAUCGCUGCCGGCAGAGCAUCAACUUCUCCCUCCAGUGCGCCCUGCUCCUGGGCGCCUACUCCUCGGACAUGCACAUCUCCACCCAGCGCCACUCCCGUGGGACCAAGCUGCGCAAGCUCAUCCUCUCUGACGAGCUCAAGCCGGCCCACCGCAAGAGGGAGCUGCCCUCCCUCGGCCCAGCGCCGGACACGGGGCUCUCGCCCUCCAAAAGGACUCACCAGCGGUCCAAGUCGGAUGCCACCGUCAGCGUCAGCCUCAGCAGCAACCUGAAGCGGACGGCCAGCAACCCCAAAGUUGAGAACGAUGAUGAGGAGCUCUCCUCGAGUACGGAAAGUCUUGAUAGAUCCUUUUGCUCCCCCAUCCGCCUGGCCCCGGAGAGAGAGUUCAUCAAGUCGCUGAUGGCCAUCGGGAAGCGCUUGACCACGCUGCCCACCAAGGAGCAGAAGACGCAGCGCCUCAUCUCGGAGCUGUCUCUGCUGAACCACAAGCUGCCGGCCCGUGUAUGGCUCCCCACCGCCGGUUUUGACCACCACGUCGUGCGGGUCCCGCACACCCAGGCCGUGGUGCUGAACUCCAAGGACAAGGCGCCGUACCUAAUCUACGUGGAAGUACUUGAAUGUGAAAACUUCGACACCACUAACGUUCCUGCCCGGAUCCCGGAGAACCGCAUCCGCAGCACAAGGUCCGUGGAGAACCUUCCAGAGUGCGGGAUCACCCACGAGCAGAGGGCCAGCAGCUUCACCACCGUUCCCAACUAUGACAACGAUGACGAGGCCUGGUCCGUGGACGACAUCGGGGAGCUGCAGGUGGAGCUCCCUGAGAUGCACACCAACAGCUGCGACAACAUUUCCCAGUUUUCUGUGGACAGCAUCACCAGCCAGGAGAGCAAAGAACCCGUCUUCAUCGCUGCCGGAGACAUCAGGCGGCGCCUCUCAGAGCAGCUGGCCCACACUCCGACAUCAUUCAAGAGGGACCCUGAAGACCCCUCUGCCGUCGCCCUGAAGGAGCCGUGGCAGGAAAAAGUCAGGCGGAUCCGGGAGGGCUCCCCGUAUGGCCACCUCCCAAACUGGCACCUCCUCUCUGUGAUUGUGAAAUGUGGGGAUGACCUCCGCCAAGAGCUGCUAGCCUUCCAGGUUCUCAAGCAGCUGCAGGCCAUCUGGGAACAGGAGCGCGUCCCACUGUGGAUCAAGCCAUAUAAAAUCCUCGUCAUCUCGGCGGACAGCGGCAUGAUCGAGCCCGUGGUCAACGCCGUCUCCAUCCACCAGGUGAAGAAGCAGUCCCAGCUGUCCCUGUUGGACUAUUUCCUGCAGGAGCACGGCAGCUACACCACCGAGGCCUUCCUGACCGCCCAGCGCAACUUUGUGCAGAGCUGUGCCGGCUACUGCCUCGUUUGCUACCUGCUGCAGGUCAAGGACAGGCACAACGGCAAUAUCUUGCUGGACGCCGACGGACACAUCAUCCACAUCGACUUCGGCUUCAUCCUCUCCAGCUCCCCCCGGAACCUCGGCUUCGAGACCUCCGCCUUCAAGCUCACCACAGAGUUCGUUGACGUCAUGGGAGGCCUCGACGGCGACAUGUUCAACUACUAUAAGAUGCUGAUGCUGCAGGGCCUCAUCGCUGCUCGGAAGCACAUGGAUAAAGUGGUCCAGAUUGUGGAGAUCAUGCAGCAAGGCUCGCAGCUUCCCUGCUUCCACGGCUCCAGCACCAUCCGCAACCUGAAGGAGCGCUUCCACAUGAACAUGACCGAGGAGCAGCUCCAGCUGCUGGUCGAGCAGAUGGUGGACGGCAGCAUGCGCUCCAUCACCACCAAGCUCUACGAUGGCUUCCAGUACCUCACCAACGGCAUCAUGUGAACGCCCGCCG
Molecule: messenger RNA, 2644 nt
Organism: Euleptes europaea (tarantolino)
Lineage: Eukaryota; Metazoa; Chordata; Lepidosauria; Squamata; Sphaerodactylidae
Gene: PI4KB
Product: phosphatidylinositol 4-kinase beta
Exons: 12
Coding region: 154-2634 (826 amino acids)
Biological process (GO): phosphatidylinositol-mediated signaling; phosphatidylinositol phosphate biosynthetic process
Cellular component (GO): cytoplasm; membrane
Molecular function (GO): 1-phosphatidylinositol 4-kinase activity
Source: RefSeq, a predicted model, not a curated record